Molecule: messenger RNA, 637 nt
Organism: Exaiptasia diaphana
Lineage: Eukaryota; Metazoa; Cnidaria; Anthozoa; Actiniaria; Aiptasiidae
Product: UMP-CMP kinase
Biological process (GO): UDP biosynthetic process; 'de novo' pyrimidine nucleobase biosynthetic process; CDP biosynthetic process
Cellular component (GO): nucleus; cytoplasm
Molecular function (GO): UMP kinase activity; ATP binding
Source: RefSeq, a predicted model, not a curated record
GAGGUCAGGAUACCGUUCAGAAGUUAGUAAAGGUCUCUUCAUGUUACAUUUAUCGUGUUUCAUUGCGGAAAUCUCGCUCUGUACAAGACGAAUGAUGUCUAAAUCURUUCAGCCUAUUGUGAUYUUUGUUCUUGGAGGCCCUGGCGCCGGGAAGGGAACGCAAUGUGAAAAGAUYGUUCAGGAGUUUGGCUAUGUUCAUUUGUCAGCUGGUGAGUUACUUCGUGCUGAGAGAGCUAGUGGUUCAAAAGAUGGAGAUCUUAUAGAGAGUUAUAUUAGGGAUGGAAGAAUUGUUCCAGUUGAAAUUACYAUUGGUCUUUUACAAAAGGCCAUGAAUAAAUGCAGUUCUCAAAAGUUUUUAAUUGAUGGCUUUCCAAGAAAUGAAGAUAAUUUAAUGGGAUGGAAACGGGAAAUGGAUGGAAAAGUUGAUCUUAARGCUGUACUAUUCUUUGAUUGCCCAGAAGAGGAAUGUAUAAAAAGAAUUAUGGAUAGAGGGAAGUCAAGUGGCAGAUCUGAUGACAACUUAGAAAGUUUACGUAAAAGAUUUCAAACAUACAAGAAUUCAACGAUGCCAAUUAUUAAGCACUAUGAAAAUGUAGGCAUUGUCAAGCAUAUCUCUGGGAUCCCUUCUCCUGAUCAG